Messenger RNA from Setaria italica (foxtail millet), 1574 nucleotides. RefSeq names its product NAC domain-containing protein 18. Gene Ontology annotation, molecular function: DNA binding. Bases 340 to 1023 code for a protein of 227 amino acids. The transcript has 3 exons. Gene Ontology annotation, biological process: regulation of DNA-templated transcription. The record is from RefSeq and is a predicted model, not a curated record. Lineage: Eukaryota; Viridiplantae; Streptophyta; Magnoliopsida; Poales; Poaceae.
CCGGCGCCCCCUUUUCCCCUCUCCUCCCCCCCAAAGCCUCAGGCACCCACACACCCUCCCCUAGCUAGUAGCUCGAUCUCCUUCUCUCUCUCUCUCCAUGGACGCUCCGGCUCCGAGCAGCUGCACGCCUCCUGCUCAUCACUCUGCUCGCGCCAAGUGAUCAGAGAAGCUGCGAGCUCUUCAGCUGCAGCCUAGCUCUACCAGUUGACCCUGAACCACGGGAGAGCAGCAGCUGCUAGCGAGCAGUGCACGCGCAGGUGUGCUAGCUAGCUCGCUAGCUGCCCGUAGCUUGAUUGAUUGGCUAGAGGUGGUAGCGUUAGGUAGCUUUUAGUUCUGGGCAUGGAGAGCGCUCCGGUGCUGGUGAGGCACGCCGGCGGCGUGGCGGCGCUGCGUCAGCUGCCGCCGGGGUUCCGGUUCCGCCCCACGGACGAGGAGCUGGUGGUGCAGUACCUCCGCCGCAAGGCCUUCGGCGUGCCGCUCCCCGCCGCCGUCAUCCCCGUCGUCCCCGACCUCUACAGCCUCGACCCCUGGGACAUCCCUGCCGAUGCAAGCGAGGGGGAGAAGUACUUCUUCGCGGUCAGGACGGCGGGCGCCGGCAGCGGAUGCAGCAAGAGCGGCGGCGCUAGGGCGGCAACCGCGAGCGGGCGGUGGAAGCCGGCGGGGAAGGAGAAGCCGGUGGUCCUUCCCCGGCCGUGCGGCGGCGGGAGCCUCCUCGUCGGCGUCAAGAGGACGCUGACGUUCGUAACCCGGCGGAAGAAGAAGGCGUCGGCGCCGUCGGCCUCCCUCGGCAACGGCUGGGUCAUGCACGAGUACCGCCUCGCCGCGCCGCUGCACAAGAACGGCUGCAGACUGGGUCAGGCAGAAGGAGAGUGGGUCGUGUGCCGGGUCUUCCAGAGGAGCAACAGGCCGAGGCGGCGACCGGCGCCGGCCGGUGCCGGCCACGACGCCGCCGCGUCGCCGACGUCGUCAUCGGCCAGCUGCGUCACGGACGGCUCGGACCAGGAGGAGGAGGUCAGCAGCUAGCUACCUCGCCGCCGGCUGGCCGGCCACAAGAACCGCAAGGUUUGCAGCUGCUGCUAGCUGCAUGCUUCUCAAUGAGAGGCUGGAUUGAUCGGAGCUGAGUUAGCCUAUAGCCUUUAGGCGACCAGGAAACGAAAACGACCUGCCGUUACUUAAUCUUCUACUUGCUUUCUCCAACGACAUUUCUUGUCACUACUUUACUUAGUUCCUUUCCUUUUCUUUUUCCCUCCCUCGAUCUGUGUAAUGUAAUGCAGUGUAAUUUAGUGAGAGGAAGAAAGCAGUACCACCGGAUCAUUAACAAGCAAGAUAAUCAGGUUCAGGAAGCUUCUAGCUGAGGUUUCAGAACCCAAACGUGUAUCGUAUGCAACUAUGCAUGGAGCAUAUAUACAUGUUCGUAGUCGUAGCAGCUGCAGAAAUGGCCUCUGCAUGUGGUCAAAUUGUAACUUGAAAUUUGUCCUUAAGGUCUUUGUAAUAUUUCUUCAGGGAAGAGGAAUCUGAAGCCGUAACAGCAAUUGCUACGUUCGGCCGUUCUAUUUAAGUCAUAUUUAUUUGCA